Molecule: messenger RNA, 4311 nt
Organism: Plodia interpunctella (Indianmeal moth)
Lineage: Eukaryota; Metazoa; Arthropoda; Insecta; Lepidoptera; Pyralidae
Gene: Nox
Product: NADPH oxidase
Exons: 21
Coding region: 306-3863 (1185 amino acids)
Biological process (GO): superoxide anion generation; defense response
Cellular component (GO): plasma membrane; NADPH oxidase complex
Molecular function (GO): calcium ion binding; superoxide-generating NAD(P)H oxidase activity
Source: RefSeq, a predicted model, not a curated record
GGCGCGGUGGUAGUGCACAGCAGACUAGUGACGUCGCCGGUCGUCGCUCGCGCGGGAGUGUGUUUUUACUGUGUCGUAUAUACUGCACUCAGUGUAAUUGCUGGUGGCUUUUAGUUUCGAUAAAUAGUGUGUUUCAGGGAACAAACUUCUACAUCAGCAGUGACUCGGUUGCAAGAAUCUAAUCACUUGAUCUUAGAUUAAACAUUAAUAACACUAAUGUCAAAACAUCGCAAUUUGAAGCGAUGAGUCAGUGACUAUGUGAGAACACUCAUUUUGAAAACGACAGUGAAAGUGAGCACGUGAAGAUGGCGGCUCGAGAUCGUGGUCCGAUCCUUAACGGGGAAGACACCGCUGACCAAAUGAAGAAAUCUGAUGAUAAAACGAAGAUUGAUUGUAUUAUGGAAACUGAUGAAGAUGAUAUAAUAAAUGAUACUAAUCGACCUAUAAAUGGAGAAAAUAAUAACGAUAUACAAAACCAACAAGACAAUGCAGUUAAAAAGCAACAAAAUAAAGAAACGAAUACUAAUACUAAUAUCAUGUUAGACAAUGAUUAUUCAACAGUUACAAAUGGUAGAAACAUUGAUGAAGUAAAGCAAAAUGGAGCGAAGAAAACAGACGCUAAGAAUCUGCUGGCGGUGCCGCGCGGAGGACAGAGGAAGUCGUUCAUGGAGCAGGAGAGUGCGAGAGAGAGGAGACGACAGACGCUGCUAAAGCAGUGCGCCGCCAUCUUGAAGCAGAGCGACCAGAAGUUCACCAAGGAGACGCUACACAAGGCCUUUCAGGAUGAGGACCUCCUGGAGCGUAUCUACGGGCUGUUCGCGGGCGGGGAGGGCGAGGAGGAGCGGGGCGCGGGAGGGGGGGCACUCCAACAGGACGCCUGGCUGGAGUACCUCAAGCAGCGGCUCACCGAGGAGAAGCAGCUUGAGCUGGUGGAGCAGCUGGAGAGCGUGGCGUACGUGGUGUGCGGGGACGACGACAUCACCUGCACCGCCUUCCGGAAGAUCAUGCAGAACCGCGUGGUGACGAACAAGCUGCUGCGCGCGGUGGACGCGGACGGCGACGGCGCGGCGAGCGCGGACGAGCUGAUGGAGCUGCUCGGGACCGCCACCAGCAGCCGCGCGCGCGCCGGCAUCGACAAGCAGAGCGUCGACCGCCUCGAGCGGCUCUUCCGGGACACCGUCGGAGACCAAAAGGAAAUCACCAAGGAGCAGUUCAGGAAGAUACUUGACUCUAAAAAUCCGUUCUUCACGGAGCGCGUGUUCCAGAUCUUCGACGAGGACAACUCGGGCAGCAUCUCCCUGCACGAGUUCAUCGCGGCCGCGCACCGCUUCGCGGGACAGACGCCCGACGACAAGAUCAGGUUCCUCUUCGAGGUUUAUGAUAUGGACGGUGACGGUCUGAUCCAGCAGCGUGAACUGCAGCACGUGCUGUGGGCGUGCAUGGAGGAAAACGGCAUGGUGUUCAGCGACGAGCAGCUCACGCAGCUCACGCGCGCCAUGUUCGAAGACGCCGACGCGGAGGGGCGCGGCGCCAUCACCUACGAGGCGCUCAGGCAUCAGCUGGCCAAACACGAGGGACUCAGAGAAAACCUGUCUAUCAGCAUCGAUCGCUGGCUGGUGCCCCCGAAGCCCGCUCGCCCGACGUCCAGCCUCCAGCGCCUGCGCCGGCUGCGGCCGCACCAACUGUCGCUGGCCUACCUGCGCAACAACCUGGCGCUCGUCGGCUAUCUUCUGGUUUUCUCUGCCGUCAAUAUGGGGCUGUUCGCGGCCAGGUGCGUCGAGUACAGGGGCCAGAGCGUCUUCCUCAUGAUGGCUAGAGCUUGCGGUCAGUGUCUGAACUUCAACUGCUCGUGGGUGUUGGUGCUGAUGCUGCGGCGCUGCAUCACGAUGCUGCGCGUGCGCGGGCUGGGCGCGGUCCUGCCGCUCGACCACCACAUCUACCUGCACAAGCUCACCGGCGUGCUCAUCCUGGCGCUCAGCGCCGUGCACACCGUCAUGCAUCUUUUCAAUUUUAGCAUGGUGGUAGUGAAGCACCCGGUGUACAACGCGGAGAACUACACGGUGUUCGAGUGGCUGCUGACGGAGAAGCCGCACACGUUCGGGCUGGUGAGCGGCUGCGCCAACCCCACGGGCUUCGCGCUGGUCGUGUUUCUGACGGUCAUGAUCGUGUGCAGCCAGCCCUUCAUACGGAGGAGGGGGAGCUUCGAGGUGUUCUACUGGACGCACUUGCUGUACGUGCCGUUCUGGCUGCUGCUGGUGUUCCACGCGCCCAACUUCUGGAAGUGGUUUGUGCUGCCGGCCGCCGUCUACCUCGCCGAGCGCGCGCUGCGCCUCAUGUGGCUCAGGUCCGAGCACGGCAAGACGUACAUCUCGUCGGGCAUCCUGCUGCCGUCGCGCGUGACGCACCUGGUGGUGAAGCGGCCGCCGCUGUUCGACUUCCACGCCGGCGACUAUGUGUUCGUGAACAUCCCCGCGAUCGCCACCUACGAGUGGCAUCCCUUCACUAUCAGUAGCGCGCCCGACCAGCCUGACUACAUCUGGCUGCACAUCCGCGGUGUGGGUCAGUGGACCAACCGUUUGUACUCUUACUUCGAACAGGAGCAUGCGCGUUUACACGCUAAUGCUCCUCCGCACAGCCCCGUGAGCCGGCUGUCGUCGGCGGCCAGCGCCCGCAGCCGCCGCAAGAGCUCCACCCCGAGUCACAAGAAGCGCUCCGUCGACUUCGCGCCGCAAGUCACGGGAGUCGACAACCCGGCCUUCACUCCCGACACCAAUGUGCAAAGCAUCGUGCAAACAAAUGGAGAUUCUAAACUGCAAGUGCCGGGCUUGCUGCGCGGCGCGGCGCUGCUGACGCCGAUGCGCUUCCACAAGUCGCGCUCCAUGCCCGACGUCUACAAGCAGAAACACAUCGCUCUCCGGGACUACAUGCGCUCGGAGUCGGAAAGCAACUUCGACUCCAACAACAUUCAGUCGGCGUGCGAAAGCCAUCGCCGCGGGUACAGCGCGCUGCACAACCGCCACCUGGCGGACAGCUUCCGCUACCUGCGGCACAAGCCCGCCAUCGUCGCCUGCAAGGCGCCCAGCGAGGAGAGGCCCCGCCGGAGAAGCAACGACAGCAUUAUCACCAUCGCUAGAAGAAGACUCUCGAAGAGCCUGUCUCCCGACAAGGAUGUGGAGGCUGAGAAGCACGAGCCGGAGCCGAGCGCGCUCGCGGAGGCGCCGCUGGAUUACCCUGUCGGGAAACCUCUCGAGAUCUUCGUGGACGGUCCAUACGGAGCAGCGUCGUCGCAUAUCUUCCGCGCGCAGCACGCCGCGCUCAUCGCCGCCGGCAUUGGCGUCACGCCCUUCGCCUCCAUCCUUCAGUCCAUCAUGUACCGGUACUGGAGCGCGCGCGCGGAGUGCCCGGCGUGCGGCCAUCGCUUCCCGACCGCGCUGCCGCACCACAACAUGAGCCUCAACAAGGUCGACUUCUUCUGGAUCAACCGCGAGCAGCGCUCCUUCGAGUGGUUCGUGUCCUUGCUGUCGCAGCUGGAGAUGGAGCAGGCGGAGCUGGGCGGGCGCGGCGAGCGCUUCCUGGACAUGCACAUGUACAUCACGAGCGCGCUGCAGCGCACCGACAUGCGGGCGGUGGGGCUGCAGCUGGCGCUGGACCUGCUGCACGAGCGCGACAAGCGGGACCUCAUCACCGGCCUCAAGACCAGGACCAAUGCCGGCAGGCCCAACUGGGAUAAGGUCUUCCAGCAGCUGCAGCAACAAAACAAAGGCAAGGUGACGGUGUUCUACUGCGGGCCUCCGCAGCUGGCGCGCGCGCUGCGCCUCAAGUGCGACCGCUUCGGCUUCCACUUCCGCAAGGAGACCUUCUGACUACCCCACGCCAUAUACUCUGACAACAUGCGACACAGCCUCGUUGAUCCGUCGUACUCCGUUGCUUAUACGCCCGUCGAUUCCAGAAUUUUUUCAUCUCAUUAUUAUUUUCAAAAAUAAGUUAAAAAGCAUGUGUGACAUGUACUAUAAUAGAAUUCAAUCAUACCUUUUUAUUUUUUACUACUAUUUUAUAUUUUUUUAAGGUGUGAAACAUGUUUUCUAUAAUAGAAUAAAUAUUAUCAAUCGUUACCAAUUUUGUAUCUAAGUUAUUAUGUUACCAAUGACAAAUGUGUGAUAAUGUGUUUCAAAUGUUUUCUUAUUAUAGUGAUUAUUGAAUAUUAUGCUAGUUUGUUAGGUGCCAUGACAUUUAUAUUUAUUGAUGCUUUAUAUAGUUUAACAAAAUGUUGAUACCAAUAUGAAAAUAACACAUUGUAAUAAUAACGUUUAA